Molecule: messenger RNA, 2519 nt
Organism: Pyrus x bretschneideri (Chinese white pear)
Lineage: Eukaryota; Viridiplantae; Streptophyta; Magnoliopsida; Rosales; Rosaceae
Product: serine/threonine-protein kinase PBL34-like
Exons: 6
Coding region: 763-2199 (478 amino acids)
Biological process (GO): protein phosphorylation
Molecular function (GO): ATP binding; protein kinase activity
Source: RefSeq, a predicted model, not a curated record
UUGGAGGAUGCCCGGCAACCGUUUUUUUUUUUUUGGGGCUCGCUCAUUGCCUGUUGUUUUACACUUUCCCCUCCUCUCUCUCUCUCUUUCUCUCUCUCUCUCUCUCAAAACGCCUCUCAAACAUCCUCCUCAGUCCUCACCCUUGUCCUUCACUCCUUUUCAUGCUUAACGCACGUUUACCUCCUCUCUCUCCUCACCAAACCAAACCGCAUUGUUCUUAGGUUUCUAGUUAGCUUAACCUCGACGCGAUUUCGCAGUUGUUUUCGUUCUGUCACUGUCUCUCUAUGUCAUUUUUUGUGUUAGUGAAUGCGUGUGUUUUUUCUGUUUUGCCGGGAGAGACGAAGUGAUGAUUUUCUAGUGCAAAAUGUGUUCUUUCUCUUCGAACUCGUCGCCCUCUGAGAUUCUGUUUCUGGGUUUUUUUGCUUGUUUUGAGCCCGGCAUUCUCUUAUGUUUUAGCUGCAAAUUUUACUAGGUGGUCGUCGUUUUGGCUUGCAUGUCGUUUUUCUUGCGAGGGUUCUGUCCGGUGGAGUGAUUUGAAGCAAAAAAGCUCGAUUUUUCAAGUUGGUUUCUGUGUUUUUUGGGUUUUUUGAAUUCAGGAUUCUCAUAUCUGAAAAGGGUCCAAUGCGUUUCCUAGAAUUUUGAUUUUUUUGGGCAGUUUUUCUCUUUUGAAGUUGUUCUUUCGGAGUUGUUCUCUGAAUUCCAUAUUUGUUCGUCUUCAAAGGGGAUUGAAAGGUUGGUUGCUUAAUUUAGGGUUUUGACAGCAUGGGAUUGGGACGUGGUGCUUCUGUUGUAUCUAAGAACGUCGGAAAAUCAAAGGGAAAGAAAAAGAAAGAUGAUCAAGAUGAAGUGACAGGAUGCUGGAUGAAGUUAAGGUUCAUGGGGAUGUGCAUGUCUCCAAAGACCAAACUGAAUAGGCCUACAAGUGGAACUAGCUCACCAGCUGGGGAAAGUAAAGGUACAAAUGACUCGAUCAAAGACCAGCCAGCUGCUCCAGUUGCUUCGUCUUCAUCCACCAGUAACACAGGAAGCACUGUGUCUACUCCCAAGGCAGCUGAGGAACUGAAAGUGGCUUCUCAGCUACGAAAAUUCACCUUUGAUGAGCUUAAGUCUGUAACAAGGAAUUUUAGACCUGUGAAUCUUCUGGGCGAGGGUGGAUUUGGUUGUGUAUAUAAAGGCUGGAUUGACGAACAUGGAACUACUCCAGUAAAACCUGGAGCUGGGCUUGCAGUUGCCGUAAAGACUCUGAACCAUGAGGGACUUCAAGGUCAUAAAGAAUGGCUGGCUGAAGUUAAUUAUCUUGGCAACCUACUUCAUCCAAAUUUAGUCAAGCUAUAUGGUUAUUGCAUUGAGGAUGAUCAAAGGUUACUUGUCUAUGAGUUUAUGCCUCGAGGAAGCUUGGAGAAUCACCUCUUUAGAAGGACCUUGCCGCUCCCUUGGCCUAUCCGGAUGAAAAUAGCUCUUGGUGCUGCACAGGGUCUUACCUUUCUUCAUGAGGAAGCCAAAAGGCCAGUGAUUUAUCGAGAUUUUAAAACAUCUAAUAUACUGCUGGAUGUGGACUACACCGCUAAGCUUUCUGAUUUUGGGCUCGCAAAAGAUGCUCCGGAGGGAGACAAAACUCAUGUCUCCACCCGAGUUAUGGGCACUUACGGUUAUGCAGCCCCUGAGUAUGUAAUGACAGGACACCUCACUUCAAAAAGCGAUGUCUAUAGCUUCGGUGUGGUUUUGCUUGAAAUGUUGGUUGGUAAAAGAUCUAUGGACAAAAACCGACCCAAUGGGGAGCAUAACUUGGUUGAGUGGGCACGCCCGCAUCUGGGAGACAGGCAAAGGUUCUACCGUCUAAUAGAUCCUAGACUUGAAGGCCACUUCUCUAUCAAAGGUGCUCAGAAGGCGUUUCAUUUGGCUGCCCGUUGUCUUAGCCGUGACCCCAAGGCUAGACCUCUGAUGAGUGAAGUCGUUGAAGUGCUGAAGCCUCUUCCUGACCUCAAUGACAUGGCCAGAUCCUCAUCUUACUACCAAGCCUUGCAAGCUCCUGGGUCUAAUCCAAAUUCUCGAAAUGGCGGUAGAGGGCUGGUUGGGGUUUCAAGGAACGGACAACCAACUAGAACCCGAUCCAUGCCAAAUGGUCCGCAUGCCUCACCAUGUCACCUAAACUAUCUUAACCGAUCACCCAGACCUAUUUCGCAAUCUGCACAAUCGUAAGAUUGAGCUCCUCUUUGAUUUCCAUUUCGUUUCCUUGCGUCAGAAGUUAACGUUUAAGGGAUAUGACAGUGGGAAAAGAAAAGACCUCAGUUGUUGUAUUGAGUUAAAUGUCAAUGUGUUCUUAGUAGAGUCGAGUUUAUAGGGUUUUGCCAUCAAGCUUAGCUUGUAUGGCUAGACAUAGAUAUUGAGCAUAGAAAUUUACCAAAGGAACAUUUAAACUAGCCAAAGAAAAGAAUCUUAUAGGUGGUGGUUGUAUGUGAAGUGUAAAGGGGUUUCCUGUGUUUUCUUGUUUCUUCGUUAGUAACUGUCUUUAUCGGUAA